Molecule: messenger RNA, 2688 nt
Organism: Colletotrichum spaethianum
Lineage: Eukaryota; Fungi; Ascomycota; Sordariomycetes; Glomerellales; Glomerellaceae
Exons: 4
Coding region: 1-2688 (895 amino acids)
Source: RefSeq, a predicted model, not a curated record
AUGAAGAGUGCGAUGGAGGCCAAAUUCGAUGAUCAGCAACGGUGGAUGAAGAAGAUGGAAAACACGCUGAAACUGCACAACAUCAAAGUCGAACACGAAGGACCGACAGCCGACCUCUCUCCGAUUCAAAAGUCGUCGCCAUCACCGGUUGCCCAGCCAAUGGUGGCAAACUACCCCCCGCCCGAAAUCGAGAUGGACGAGCCGCAUCCGAUGGCUGUGGGCGAGACGGACUUGGCCCAACAAAUGCACGAUGCGGAGAUGGACGCAGAGGAGCAGAUGCCGCCCGGAGAGCCCGUGGCGCCGGGAGCGCCAUCCAUCCCCGCAAACCAUACCACGAGAGCCGACAUGCUGCUGUCGUGGCCAGGAAUCAAGGAGAUGACCCAGGGGAUCUUGGAGAGAGAGGGGGUCAAGUUCCCCCAAGAGUACCCCAUCGCUCAAGAGGAGAGGCGGGGAGUCUUGCGUCUAUACGGGCGCGGCGAAGGCGGCGGCCAGGAUCGGACCCCCAGCGCUACCGCGAUUGGCGCCACUUCUGCUUACGAGCGAAGCGCAGCCGAGGCAUUUGGAACCGUCGAUGCAAUCGACGACAGUUUCUCCGAAACUGGCAACUCGCCCUCACCGGGUGAGGCCUGGGGCCAGGUCGGAGGGCUGAGUCCACCCACAAGCGUGGGAUACACCAGCGGGACCCUUGUGGGCGACGGCCAUCCGGAUUUCGCCGAAGAAACAGUCACGUCGUAUAUGCGCAGCUUUGAGAAACAUAUUCUCAGCCUACACCCCAUUCUUCCGCUGGGCGACUUGAGGACCUUGGUCAAGCGCUUCUUGGACAGCCUUGCACAGACCGACAAGAAGGCCAAGCCUCAACCUCCCGGUGUCGCCAAAUUCGUACCGCCAACGAGCUUCCCCGAGAUGUCCAACAAGCGGAAGCGUUCGCCGGCCGGUGACCAGCCGGAAGACCCUGCUCCACCACCCAGGAAACCCGGCAGGCCGCACAGAACCAUUGAGAACGCUCUUGUUUUGGUCAUCCUCGCUCUCGGCAAGAUCUGCCAACAUGAAUCGAAAAUCCCGGACCUGCCUCGAGACUUUCCGGAGCACAACCACAACUCCCCGGCCACCAGGAACGGCUAUCCGUCCUCCCCCGGCGCACAGGCAUCGCCUCCCUCAUACUCUGUACACUCUCAAUCCUCGGGGCUGCCUUCGCCCAAGGAACAGAGCAACAGCCUCCCAAGCCGGCGGCAGUCCAUGCAGGGCAGUGGCGCCCUCAAGACUGGCCAGUCACUGAGGCGCAACUACGACAUCAUCCCAGGCCUGGAAUACUUUGCCUAUGCCUCCGACAUUAUGGGCAACCACAUGGCCGGAUGGACCAUGAAGCAUGCGCAGACCUUUAUCUUCGCCGGUCUGUACUAUGGCCAGCUGGGUCGAGUAUUGGAGAGCGACGCUAUGUUCUUCAACGCCGCCCGAGCCCUGAACAUGAUCAUGCGUCGUGAUAUGAGUCGCUUCUUCAAAAUGGGAAUCCACAACCCCCCGGAAAAGAAGCGAGACAAUUUGGUCCUCCUCGCCUUCUGGAGCUGCCUGCAGUUGGAAAAGUGUCAGGACUACGAAGAACAGAUGCCAUGGCCCAACAUGAAGCUCAUGGACCCCGAUUUCUCGGUCAGAAUCCGCGAUUCUUACAUUGGCCAGCUGUACCUGCGCAAGACGCUCAACACAAUCCACAACUUGCUGUACGAUCCCAAGGAGCAGCACGUUUCCGUGAGCGACAAGAUGAAGAAGGUCCAGGCACUGGAGCAGCAACUGCGAAGCAUGACGUGGGUUUCGAAUGACUUUAGGUUCAACGAGGAAGACGAGCCGGCGACCGACCUGUUGGAUGCGAGAUUGCGGGCCAAGUACUGGGGCGCGCGGGUCAUCAUCUACCGGCCCUUCAUCAGGGUUAUCCUGGAGGUCUCGGAGAAGCUCAAGCAUCGCUCUGACGACUCGGGGAUGCUGAACACAGAGAACGUGAGGGAUAUCAACGUCUUCAACAGGCACGACAAAUUCGAGGUUGUGGGACCAGGCUCUCAUGGUAUCCGCGGACACGAUGAGCUUGACCCAGAAGUAAAGGCGUGGGCCGCAAGGGGCAUCAAGGCACUUAUCCAGAGUACUCGAGCUUUCCAUGGUGUUGACAGCAAGCGACUGCUUGUGACCAACAUCUUUGGCACAGCACACGCGCAAUGGGGCAACCUCCUGAUCUUGGCGGCAGCCUUUAAGGACAACUACCUGCGCCAGUUCAUCGAACGGGCACAACUCAAAGAGCUGUUCAAGCGCACCAUCGAUAUGCUCAACAUGCACGCCCAAUCUUCCAGCGCCUUGACGAUAGACAUGCAUAUCCUGCAGCACAUUGAGAAAGAACUCUUUUACAAUGAACCGAGAGUGGGGUCCAGCAGCAUCUCGAGCACGGCCAGCAUGGCCGGCGCUUCGCUCCCGCCGCCUCCGCCGCCUCAGCCACCUCACUCGGCGCCGCCGAUGCACCACCAUAGCCAUGGCCCAAUGUCCAUGGCGUACGCGGUCGAGCCUGACCACCACAGCGCCCACAGCUCCCCGAGCCAGGGACACCGCAUCCUGAGCAACGGAUCGGGUCACCCGCCGAACCACAACCAGGGUUAUCACGGGCAUCCUGGAUAUCCCGGACCGCCAAGUCAGCAACCCAUGCAGAUGUAA